CAUGAAUUCCAAAGAUUACAGUAUUUAUUUCAAAUAUCAAAUAGUUCAUAGAAUGCUAUACUUAAGUCAACUUAAAAAAGAUUAUUUAGAACAAUGUCUAUCCAAAGAAUAAGAACCUGAUUAUGAAUUGAUCCAUGUUAUAUCCAUCAUUGAAUCAAAUCAAAACUCUAAUCUAGAUUUAACUCUAGUUAAAGCAACUUCCCUUUAAUUAAUUCUUCCAUUACUUAAGGUAAAUUAUCCUAUUAACCGGUCAAGGCAGUGUCAAAAUCAUAUUGACUAAAUUACCAUCACAUCCCAAUAAGCCCAAUAGUUAAAAGACCUACUUCCUUAGUUCAUAGAAGAUAGUAAUCUUGAUAUUUAAAUACGCAAAAAAAUACCUCAAUUAGAUCUUAAUUAAAUCAAUUCAUCAACAACCAAUUUGAUCUAAUCUUCUUAAAGACAAAAUAAACUUUAAAAAUCACCAUCAUAAUAUUAAUUUAAUACAGAUCGUCUUUAAAAUCCAUAAAGCACUACAAGAAUCAAAAAAUAAUUAUUACCAACUCCAAUUAAUCAAUAACCAUAACCAAAAUCACCUAAUACCAAAAUUGUUAACGUUAAAUUAAAAAAAUAACAUACUGAAGUUGUUGGCAAAUCAUUAACACAUAAAAAAAGAUUAUAAUUAUAAUCUCAUGAAGAUUUAAAUCGAAAAAUUAGUUCACAUAGUUUUACUAAACAUAAAAAUACUAGCAGUUCACCAAUCAAUGAAACUACUAAUAUUUAAAGAUAAAUUAGCCAAUAUACCACUUGCUAACCUUAAUUAAAAACCAAUUCUUCAGGUGCCAAUAUUUAAAUUAAAGCUUUAUUAGAAUCAUAACAAACUUCAAAAACACCAAAUAAUAAUACUAUCAAUUCUAAUGAUCAAAAUGCUGAUAUUUCAAUACAUUUGAAAAAUCUUAUUAGCUUUUGCAAUCAAUCAAUUUUAAAAAAAAAUCAAGAAUGUUAUAGUUCAAAAAAAGAUUUAUCUACUCAAUAAACCAAUUCUAGUAUUCUUUAAAUAAAAGAAAAUAAAGAAAACAACUAACCUAUUAAAAAAUCAACUCCUUUAUUAAAACCUACUGAACAUACUAUGAUUAAAUUGACUGAAUUAACAGAAGAAGAUAAUCCAGAAACUGCUAGAUUUAAUUCAGAAGAUGAUGUGAGAAAACUUACCAAUUUUAAUAGUAAAGGAUUAUAAAAAUUACUUCAAUCCAAAACUAAUCAGUUAUCAGAAUAGAGCUCUACAUAAUCAUUACUUUCAUUAUUUUAAAGAAAAUGA
Paramecium sonneborni is the source of this 1294-nucleotide messenger RNA. Lineage: Eukaryota; Ciliophora; Oligohymenophorea; Peniculida; Parameciidae. The record is from the annotation of a GenBank genome assembly.